Messenger RNA from Fragaria vesca subsp. vesca, 848 nucleotides. RefSeq names its product transcription factor CPC-like. Gene Ontology annotation, molecular function: transcription cis-regulatory region binding. Bases 85 to 306 code for a protein of 73 amino acids. The record is from RefSeq and is a predicted model, not a curated record. Gene Ontology annotation, biological process: cell differentiation. NCBI's taxonomy places the organism in Eukaryota, Viridiplantae, Streptophyta, Magnoliopsida, Rosales, Rosaceae. The transcript has 3 exons. Gene Ontology annotation, cellular component: nucleus.
ACAGUUCCUGCUCUGCUUUACUAUUAUACUUAACAACAACCAAUUGAAAUUUGCGGCUUCUGUUUGUCUCAUAUUUCAACACCAAUGGCUGACUUGGAUCACUCUUCUGAAGAAAGUUCUGUGGAUUCCAGAGAGGAUACUAGUCAAGACUCUAAGCUUGACUUUUCAGAAGAUGAGGAAUUUCUUAUCACUAGGAUGUUCAACCUGGUUGGGGAGAGAUGGUCUUUGAUUGCUGGAAGAAUUCCUGGAAGAUCAGCAGAGGAGAUUGAGAAGUACUGGAAUUCAAGAUACUCAACAAGUGAAUGAAGAACCAAAACCAUGAAAUUGGAGUACUCGGUCUCAAUCAGAGCAAGAAAUUUUGGGGGUGUUAAUGUUAAUGUAACAAUGUGUGGUUGUAGUUAUAUGCAUGGAAUUAGUUUUGCCAGUUUCCUUUGCUUAAAAUUAAGGAGAAGGGUUACUGUUUUGUUUCAGGGUUUUGCUUGCAAUCAAAUGGGGGCAUUCUGCAAGUGAUGCCCAUCUAUGUAAAUUAGUAAUUGGUAUGAUGUUGUUGGGUUGAAGCUUUCCAUUUUUUCCUUUUACUUCUGUUUUCUGAACAUUAAACGAACUCUAGUGGAAGUAAAUUUGGUUGGUUAAUUAGCUGCUUCAUGUCAAAGUGCCAUUCAGGUGUAUUCGCUUUUCAGAACCCAAUCUUGAACACCCUAUGCUUCAUUUUCUUGAACAGAAUUUAAUUUUCUUCUGUGAAUGGAAAGUUGGAAACCGAUGGUGUCUUGUGCACACCCUAUGUUCACCCUAUGUUUUACAAACCCUAUUACAAUAUUAUUUCCGAAUGAGUGAUUCGCAGUUAUUAC